UUUGUGUUUGUUGAGGUUAUAGGUAGUGGUUAUAUUUGCGAAAUGAAACUUGGUAUAAUAGUUGAAAUCUGUGAUAAAUUUAGAAAAAUAAAUAAAUAAUUGGUUCCUUAAAUAAAUUAUUUACUUGUGAAUUGUGAUUGUUUGAAGAUAUAUUGAUAAAUUGUGAAAAUGGCCCAGAAUAUUAUAAGGAAUUUAUUGCGGCGUAAAGAAUUUUCGAUUGUAUUUUGCCCAACAGUAAGAAAUUCAGCUCCAGGAAAUCCGGUCUUGAAGCAAUUAGUCCGAUCGACAGCAUCAUUUCAUCAUGCUUAUUUCCAAAAAUAUUCAUUGGAGCAGAACAACUUAUAUAGAAAAAACCGUUUUUACUCUGUAAAUGCAGCGGAAAAGACAGACCAAGAUUAUAUAAAUGAACACAAAAUAACGAUUAUUGGUGAGGAUGUACCAAAACCAUACAGAGAUAUUGAUGUUAGUGGAUUUCCAGAUUAUAUCAAGUCUUUCUUAAAAGAGCAAGGAUUCACAAGUCCAACUGUUAUCCAAUCCCAAGCGUGGCCUAUAGCACUAAAGGGUGACAAUUUUGUUGGUAUUGCACAGACCGGUACAGGUAAAACACUGGCAUAUCUUUUACCAGCUGUUGUACAUAUUAAAGAGACACAAGCGAGGCGAGGUAAGGGGCCAAGGGUACUAGUUUUAGCACCAACUAGAGAAUUAGCCAGACAAAUUGAGGAGGUUGCAAAAGAGUUUCAGAAAUCAUUAAAUAUUCGUAGUUUGUGUAUAUAUGGAGGAGUUAGUAGAUCACGACAAGCUGAAGAACUAAAUCAUGGUGUUGAUAUAUUGAUAGCAACUCCUGGAAGACUAAAUGAUUUUAUUGAUAGUAAAGUAACAAAUCUUUCAAGAUGUGGUUAUGUUGUUUUGGAUGAAGCUGACAGGAUGUUGGAUAUGGGUUUUGAGCCGCAAAUAAGGAGAGCUUUGGAAGGUGUUCCCCAUGAAAGACAAAUUUUAAUGUUUUCCGCUACAUGGCCAAAAGAGGUACAGUAUUUAGCUAAGGAUUAUCUUGGCAAAUUUGUACAAGUAAACGUGGGAUCAACUGAUUUAACUGCAAAUCACAACAUAACUCAGCAUAUUCAUAUCGUUGAACAGCAUGAAAAAAUGGAUAAGUUGAAACAAAUAAUGCAUGAUAUAUCUGGAAGUGGAUUUGGAAAGAUAUUGGUGUUUACCAAUACAAAGAGAUUUGUCGAUAGUCUUACUCUAACUCUGCGUAGAAAUAAUUGGUCAGCAGUUGGAAUUCACGGCGAUAAGUCGCAAAUGCAAAGGGACAUUAUUAUAAACAAAUUCAGAAGUGGCGGGACAAAUAUAUUGGUUGCAACAGAUGUUGCCGCCAGAGGGCUAGAUGUGGAUGGCAUAACACAUGUUAUAAAUUACGAUUUCCCGAACACCACCGAAGACUAUAUUCACAGGAUUGGACGUACAGGGCGAUCGCAAAAUAAGGGCGUAUCUCAUACAAUCCUCUCAGAGGAGGAUGGACGACAAGCAAAGAGUUUAAUAGCUGUGUUGAAAGAAGCCAAUCAGGAAAUACCAGAAGAUUUAGAGUUACUGGCAAGAGAUUAUAAUAACUCUAAAAACGUUGAAAGAAGAAGCAAUCCAAAGCACUACCAGAAAGGAUACAACAAUAGAAGCUAUACUAAUAACUAUAGGAGCAACAAUAAUUACAGAAGCAACAAUAACUAUAGAAGCAGUAAUAAGAGAUGGCAAUCAUAUGAUAGAGAAGAUUAUUAUUAGAAUUUUAGUUUAUUGUUAUAGCUAAUAUGCUUGUAUUCUAUUCUGUAAAAUGUAGCUUUAGGAUUUCCAUAGUAAUAAAAUAUUUCAAACAUA
This is a messenger RNA of Colias croceus (clouded yellow), 1866 nucleotides long. Its product is annotated as DEAD-box ATP-dependent RNA helicase 20-like. The record is from RefSeq and is a predicted model, not a curated record. Gene Ontology annotation, cellular component: cytoplasm; ribonucleoprotein complex; nucleus. NCBI's taxonomy places the organism in Eukaryota, Metazoa, Arthropoda, Insecta, Lepidoptera, Pieridae. Gene Ontology annotation, molecular function: RNA binding; RNA helicase activity; ATP binding. Bases 169 to 1773 code for a protein of 534 amino acids. The transcript is spliced from 5 exons.